AUGAUGGACAUUCAUGCAAAUGAGAAACUGAUGAGCAACGUGAAGAAAGAGCACCUGGAGGAGUGUGGAGAGGCAGCGAUGGAGACAGAUGCAGGCAAGCAGGGCAAGCGAACCUGUGCUUUCAUGCCUGAGUCUUUAAACCUCAAUCCAAGUUUGAAACACACGUUGGCACAAUUCCAUUUAAGUAGUCAGAGCUCUCUGGGUGGUCCGGCAGCCUUUUCCGCUCGUUAUGCCCAAGAGAGCAUGUCACCUACAGUAUUUUUGCCUCUGCCAUCACCUCAGGUUCUUCCUGGCCCACUGCUCAUCCCUUCAGAUAGCUCCACAGAACUCACCCAGACUGUGUUGGAAGGCGAGUCGAUUUCUUGUUUUCAAGUUGGAGGAGAAAAGAGACUCUGUUUGCCCCAAGUCUUAAAUUCUGUUCUCCGAGAAUUUUCACUUCAGCAAAUAAACACGGUGUGUGACGAAUUAUGCAUAUAUUGUUCAAGGUGUACUUCAGACCAGCUUCAUAUCUUAAAGGUCCUGGGAAUUCUUCCAUUCAAUGCCCCAUCCUGUGGGCUGAUCACAUUAACGGAUGCACAAAGACUGUGUAAUGCCCUUUUGCGGCCAUGAACUUUUCCUCAAAAUGGCAGCCUGCUUCCUGCUAAUCAUUCAUUGGCCCAGUUAAAGGAAACUGGCAGUGCCUUUGAAGUGGAACAUGAAUGCUUGGGCAAAUGUCAGGGCCUGUUUGCACCUCAGUUCAAUGUGCAGUCUGACGCUCCGUUUAUUCAGUGUCUGGAGUGCUGUGGGAUGUUUGCACCUCAAACGUUUGUGAUGCAUUCUCACAGAUCACCUGACAAAAGAACUUGCCACUGGGGUUUUGAAUCAGCCAAAUGGCACUGUUAUCUUCAUGUGAACCAAAAGUACUUGGGGACACCUGAAGAAAAGAAGCUGAAAAUAAUUUUAGAAGAAAUGAAGGAGAAAUUUAGCAUGAGAAAUGGGAAGAGAACUCAACCUAAGGCAGAUGCGCCAUCAGGAAUGGAAUUACAGCCAUGGUAUCCUGUUAUAAAGCAGGAAGGUGACCAUGUUUCUCCGACACAUUCAUUUCUACAUCCCAGCUACUAUUUACACAUGUGUGAUAAAGUGGUUGCCCCCAAUGUGUCGCUUACUUCUGCUGUAUCCCAGUCCAAAGAGGUUACAAAGACAGAGGCAAGUAAGACUGUAUCACGACUGCCAGAGAAACAGCACGCUGGUGGGAAACCUCAAAAAAUAGCGUCUUAUCCGGAUGUCUCACUUGAGGAACAGGAGAAGAUGGAUUUGAAAAUAAACAGAGAAUUAUAUGGUCAUUCAGAUCGAUCAAUCUUAAAUAGUUCUCCGAAUAAGAAGAAAUCUGACUCUGCCACUUGCAACUUAGUCAGAGACACAAGCAAUGUGGGAGUUGACCGUGAUGCUACAGCCUCAUUCCUGCUUCUUGUCAAAGAUGUCACUUGUGAAGAUGAUAAAGGAAAAAUCAUGGAAGAAGUAAUGAGAACUUAUGUAAAACAACAGGAAAAACUGAACUCAAUUUUGCAAAAAAAGCAACAACUUCAGAUGGAAGUGGAAAUGUUGAGUAGUUCAAAAGCGAUGAGGGAACUCACUGAAGAACAGCAGAAUCUGCAGAAGGUACUUGAGUCUUUACAGAGUGAACAUGCUCAGAGAAUGGAAGAGUUCUAUGUUGAGCAGAAGGACUUAGAGAAAAAAUUAGAGCAGGUAAUGAAGCAGAAAUGUACCUGUGACUCAAAUUUAGAGAAAGAAGAGGCCGAAUAUGCAGCACAGUUGGCGGAACUGAGACAGCGACUGGACCUUGCUGAGGCUGAUAGGCAAGAACUCCAAGACGAACUCAGACAGGAGCGGGAGGCAAGACAGAAGUUAGAGAUGAUGAUCAAAGAGCUGAAGCUGCAAAUUUUGAAAUCAUCGAAGGCUGCUAAAGAAUAGAAGCUGUUAAAAAGGUCGUCUGUGUAUUACUGACGGGGCUUUUGUUUGUUUAUUGCUUGAUUUAGUAAUUGAAUUCUGCGCAACUUUUCUGCAUGACAGUAGCUAGGCAUUCUGUUCAUUUGUAGAUUGCAGAAAGUGAAGAGAUUAUAUAUUAGUACACAUUUUUUUACAUUUUCCAAAUGAAUGAAAAUGUACGUUUCUUUGUACUUUUUUUUUCCCUUCAGUUUAGCAACAAUACGAAUUUUAAGUAGUAGAUAUCCUUCUAUAUUUCUUAUGUAAACUUAGCAAUUGUACACUUUGUAAAAGCUGCAUUAUAUGGUGGAAAA
Molecule: messenger RNA, 2276 nt
Organism: Ochotona princeps (American pika)
Lineage: Eukaryota; Metazoa; Chordata; Mammalia; Lagomorpha; Ochotonidae
Product: ski-like protein
Biological process (GO): negative regulation of BMP signaling pathway
Cellular component (GO): nucleus
Molecular function (GO): DNA-binding transcription factor activity, RNA polymerase II-specific; RNA polymerase II cis-regulatory region sequence-specific DNA binding; SMAD binding
Source: RefSeq, a predicted model, not a curated record